CCUCCUACUCCCACACCGCCGCCGAAAGAAAAAAUGGCUGGAGAUUAUGGAAGAGGCUAUGGUGCAGCCAGACUCGAUAGAGGAGGCUGGAUUGGUGAUAGAGGGGGGAGAUUCAACAACACUGAUAGAGGGAGAGGAUUUAGCAGAGGUAGAUCGGUUUCCUUUGAAAAUACUGGAGGGUUUGGAAGAGGUGGUGGCAGAUUUGGAACUAGUUUUGGAGUUGGCAGAGGAGUUGAUGAGGAGGAGGAACUUUCAGUAGAGGAUAAAAGAGAGGCCAUGAUCUGUCAAGCCAAAACAGGAAAAAAGAGAUAGUGGACAAUAACACAAAAAGAGCUAAUGAGGAGGUUGGAAAAUCUGGGGAAGAGAAGGAAGGGGAGAGAGAGCAGCUGGUAAACGUGGAUCAGGAACAACAACAGAAGCUGCUAGCUUCAUUGCUCUCUCAACUGGUACAAGGGAUGAAAAGUAAUGAAAAUGGGCAGCUGGAAAAAGUGAUUGGAAGCUCCUCUGGUAUACAGGCUGGGGGAAACGUUCAGAGAAAAGGAGAGAGGAGUGGUGAAGCUAUGCAGAAAACAGAUAAAGGGAUUGAGCUGGAUCGUAACAUGGAGACCAAGAAGCAGAUUGGGAGAGGCAAUUGGCAGCAGACCUUAGAGGACAACAAAAAAGGGAUUGAGAGAUUGAAUAGGCAGGUUUGUGGCAAAUGUAAAGACCCCAGGCAUACUACCAGAAAAUGUAAAGUGGGGCACUAUUUGAUCUGUGGUAGGGACAAUCACAUAACAGGGUAAUGCAACCUUUUGAAGCAAAUGAAACCAGUGCCAAAGUAUGUAGGAUAUGCAGCUAAGGGUCUGGGAAUUCUUGUCCAGAGUUACAAAGACAUGCUGGUGGCUGAGCACACAAAUCCUCUGGGAGUGGUGAUUGUUAGAGAUGGUUAAAUUAAUGAAACUGAAUCGACUAGAGCCUCAAGUGAGAUGUUUGAUUGGGGUUGGCAAUGGAGAGUAAAGGAGUUUGGAAAGAAUGGAUUUAUGAUGAGAUUUCCUAACAAGGCUAAACUAGUAGAGCUUGCAAAGUUUAAUGACUUUAACCUGUUAGGAACUGAGGUGGUGAUCAAGGUACAACCCUGGUCUCUUGACCAUCAAGCAAUUGGGAAAAUGCACUCUGCAUGUAUUAAACUGAGUAAAGUACCAGAUUGCUUUAGACACUUUUUUGGAAUAUGUGAAGUGGCUGCAGCUGUAGGACCAGUACUAGAGAUUGAUAUAGACACCAUUAAUGAGGAAAAAGUUAGAGCCAAGUGUGGGAUUAGAGAUGUGGAAAAAGUUCCCUCUCAGGUGGAAAUCACUUCCCCUGAUUUGCUUAUGUUCAGAAUAGGGGCAGAAGUGGAAAAAGUAGUGGAGCUUGGGUGGUAUAAACAAGAAAAAAGGAAAAAAUGAUAAUAUCAGUGACCUGAAAAUCAAAGAUUAUGAGGAAGAAAAAGGAAGAAAGCUAGAUUGGAAGAUAAAGAACACAAGGGCAUUACUCUUGGGUGCCUAUCUCUCAGACAAAGUGAAGAGAUUGAUGAGAAAAUGGAGAAAGUAAAAACUCAAGUAGAAGAGAACAUCAUGCAAUGGCAAAAUGAGAUGAACACAGAAAGAAGGAAAUGGCAAAAAGAAAGUGACAUUCUGUUCAAUAAGAUCAAAGCACUGGAGGAGGAUAAAGUUAGACACAAUGCUUUAUGGACGAAGAAUGAAAAAAGAAUCAAAGAGUUGGAAAACAGUCAACAAACUCUGCAGCAGAUGGUUACACAACAGCAAGAGGAGAUCCAGAAAUUAAUACAAGAGGCUGCUAAUAGAGAGCAAUAUGAGAUGGAGCUAGCUAAUAUGGAUUUGGAAGAUUAUGAAAAAGAAAAUCAACUGAGGAAAGAGGACACUGGAUCUGGAAAGUACAUUGAACCAACUGACUAUAAUGCUAGUCAGGAAUCUGUUGGUACAUUGGGUGAGAAAAUGGCUGACAUACAUGGGGCAGGGAUUCUAGAGAAGGAGGGAGAAGAAAAAGAAGUGGAAUUAAAAAGAAGUCUCAGGAACAGAGGAAAGGAAGAUCAGAAGGUGGAAGAAAUGGCCAAAAUCAGAACAGAAGAAAGAAAUAAUUAUGAUAAAGGAGCUGCCAAGAAAAAUGUUGGAGCUGGGAGCAAGACUGCUAGAGCGAGUAGCAAAUGAGGUGUACACAGCAAAGCAGGGAUGGAGGAUCAAUGUAGCGAGGCUGAAGGGGCUUGAAGAAUCUACUUCCUGAUGUUGCUAUGGCAGUUUCUUAGUUGUUGUUCUAGUAGUUGGUUGCUGCUUUUGUCUAGGUUAUCUUUCAUCUAUGUAAUGCCCCUGUAUGUUGGGCUUGAGAGACUGUUGGCCUUUGUUGGCUUUUGCGUCAUGACUUGAGAUCCUUGGUAGUAUUAGGAUGAAUGCUUUGUUGCUAUGCUUGGUUUUCCUUAAUGAAAAUCAGAAGGGGAAAGCCCUUCUUUCAUCAAAAAAAACCAUGUGAUGUACUCUUUA
This is a messenger RNA of Aegilops tauschii subsp. strangulata, 2513 nucleotides long. RefSeq lists its product as uncharacterized. Lineage: Eukaryota; Viridiplantae; Streptophyta; Magnoliopsida; Poales; Poaceae. The record is from RefSeq and is a predicted model, not a curated record.